CAGGUAAGAGGUUAGAUGCACUGACUUUAUCCAGCUGUAGGCUACUAAAACUUGUUUUGUUUGUUUGUUUUAAUAAACUUUAAUACAGUUGUUCUCAACAAAAACAACAGUAGCUAGUUUUUGUGGAUUUUGCAUCUUUAACUGGACGAAUUCAAGCUCCAAAUUCACAAAAUACGACCCACUUCUUGCAUUUUGAUGAUGGAUGAGGAGGUUUUGAUGGAUGAGAAGUUUCUGCUGAAGGCAAUAGUGGAAGAAGUUCCUCAAGAUCAGACUGUUCUUGUUGUCAAACCAGAGGAAAUCAACUUCAAUGAAAUCCAUAUACUACAUCUGGAAUACAGAAACAUCCCGAAGAUUAACCACUUGUGGGAAUUCACGUCCUUGGACAGACUGGAUUUGAACAGCAACCUCAUAAAGAAGAUUGAGGGCCUGGACCGCCUGAUUAAUCUGACAUGGCUUAAUUUGUCAUUCAACAGCAUUGAGAAAAUUGAGGGUCUGGAGUCUCUGCAGAAGCUUGAAGUGCUGAAUUUGUCCAACAACCGAAUCUCUGUUAUUGAAAACAUGGGCAAACUUGAGAAACUCAGUCAUUUCUUCAUUGCAAACAACCUCAUUGGACAGUUGGACAACGUGCUCUAUCUCAGGAAGUUCAAGAAGCUGUUCUCCAUCAACCUAUUUGGAAAUCCGGCCUCUAAGGAAGACGAUUACAAACUUUCUAUCGCAGCCUACUUUCCAAACUUGAUGCUCCUAGACUACAGAUUACUUGACGAGAAGACGAAAAAGGAAGCAUUUACCAAAUACCAGUUUAUCCUUGAGGAGAUGAAUCGUAAGGAGCUGGAGAUGCAACGAGCUGACGAGGCCAAACAACUCCAGGAAGCUGAAGUCAAAAUACACACGGAUGCUUUUGUGGAGUUCCUGAAUGGCUCUCACCUGUUUGAGAGCAUGGUCAAAGACGAUCCAGAGGCAGAGACGCUCCGCUGUGUGCCAGAAGUGGCUGAACUGCUUCAAACAUUUGAGCACCAAAUGGUGGAGCUGUGCACGCAGUUAUUUGAAAUAGGUUUGGAUGAACAUAAGCGAAGAGAGACGGAGGUGAACUCCUUCUACAGUGGUCAGAACAAGGCUGUGACAGACUACCAGCAGAAAGCAUCGCACAUGUUGGCACAUUUUGAGCCGCAACACAAAAAGAGGAUAGUGAAGUUGCCGCAGUUAUCAGACCCAGACAUCCUGGAGGACAACAUCAACCACUGCAGAGAUGAAAUCACCCAGCUCUGUAACAGCCUCAUGGAAGUGGAGUGUCAGCUGGUCAGCCGGCUGGAGGAUAUCAUCAACAAGUUGGACGUCAUCAUCUCAGACAUGGUCGGCAACUUCAGUGAAACUGUUCAGAGGAUAUUUGUGCAAUGUCGAGAUCUGGAGGAUAAUUAUCAUGAGAAGGUGCUAGCGGUUGCAGGGAAUUUGGACAUGGACGACCUGGAUGAGAAGGGCAUGCCAGAUGAUGUUAAAAAUCUGUUUACAGACAAAGACACAGUGAUGGACGCUCUGGCCACCGGCCACGAAAACCACCAGCUGACGAUCAAGGACCGAGAGACUCAGUUGGUUACACGUGUCGACGCCUGGAAAGUGGCCCUCAUUACAGGGAUUCAAGACAAAGAACUCAAGCGGAACCGCAUGCGCAUCUCAGACAUCCACAGAUAUGUGGACUAUUUGUUUGAGCAACUGGAUGAGAUGUAGUAGCAUCAUCUGUAAACAUUUCCACCAAAACGUUUGUGUAUGUGUUAAAAAAUGGAACAGGACAUUUACGUAACAUGACUGGACAACUGUAACAAAUUUCACUGUGUGCAAGUAAAAAUAUUUGUCUUUUAUAAUUUCUACAUUUGGUCUGUACACAAUAAAAUAUGUAAGAAAUAA
Messenger RNA from Sebastes umbrosus (honeycomb rockfish), 1899 nucleotides. It is a transcript of the gene drc3, whose product is annotated as dynein regulatory complex subunit 3. Bases 196 to 1722 code for a protein of 508 amino acids. The transcript is spliced from 12 exons. The record is from RefSeq and is a predicted model, not a curated record. Lineage: Eukaryota; Metazoa; Chordata; Actinopteri; Perciformes; Sebastidae. Gene Ontology annotation, molecular function: protein binding.